AUAUCCCCCUUUCUUACUCCCUGUCUGUAGGCAUUGUAUCUCCCUUCAGCUUCGCUUCUCUUUCCUCUUCCCUGGCUGAAUGAGGGGAAGCGCAAACACUAACACUAAACAACGACACCACCACUACAGCCAUUCCCGCCGCCACCACAUCCCUCUCGUCGCUCAACGCCAACAAAUCAUCACAGCCACCACCACAACUUUGAGUGGUUGCUCGAAGAGAUUCGGCAAAGGCAUCGAUCACCGCCCAAUGAUUGACCGAUACCACCAUGCUAGUAGCCCGUGCCUUUCUGUCAGAUUGCCGCCGCCGCCGACAGCUACCUGGAUACCAGAGACGCACGCAUGUCCCCGCCUGCACAUACGGCUUUCCAGCUUGUACAUGCACCUCAUCCUACCUGCCCUACCCUGCCACCAACUCACCAUAGACUUUGGAAUCCGAAAGCAUCAGGCUUCGCCUCACGAUGAACACCCUCCAAGCCAAUACACUACCGCAAUCUUGUCUGCUCAACUGUCCGCCGCCGCUUGCCGCGCCUCUGCGUGACAACAUACGGUCUAGCUGAACAGACAUCCAGCCAUUCUUUGUGGCCAUUACGUUUGGUUUUCGGUCGUCACUGAAACCACCCUGUACUGCUCCGAAGCUUCGUCCAGAACCAGCACCCGUCGUCAAAGGCUCACCAUAUCGUCGCCCGCUGUCCUCUUGACCGAAUUAACUCGGUGUCUCUAUUCUGAGAGCUUGUUCUUUCGCGUCCACGUCGCA
Molecule: messenger RNA, 754 nt
Organism: Colletotrichum navitas
Lineage: Eukaryota; Fungi; Ascomycota; Sordariomycetes; Glomerellales; Glomerellaceae
Exons: 2
Coding region: 80-538 (152 amino acids)
Source: RefSeq, a predicted model, not a curated record